AUGUCACCCCCCUCGGGGCUCACCUCCCUCCUCGUGGUCGGCCUGACGUCUUGCGUCCUCGGCGCCGAGAAGGGGGGCGCGCCCAUCUCCCUGCCGGUCCGGACGGUCGGACGAGGUGCAGAUGCCGUCCGCGGCCUUGAGCCACGUGGAUCCGCCGUCGCCAAUGUGCUCAGUUCCGCCGACUACUACGCGAUUGAAGUCGCCAUUGGCGCCCCUGGCCAAGUCGUCGCGCUUGAAGUCGACACCGGCUCUUGGGACUUGUGGGUGAACCCAGACUGCAGCAAUGCAGGACCAAUACCGGGGUCCAGUGAUCGUUGCAAAGCCGCCGGUCAAUACUGGCCGUCAGAUACUUCGACGCCUGAAGACCCAGCCACAGCAACCUACCAGACGACCGGCUUCGGCCAGUUCGCGGGAGACGUCAACCUGUCUUACUACACUGAUUUUGUCGACAUUGGUGUAAGACUGACAAAUCAAAUAUUCGGUGUUGCCACGGCAAGUCAUAAUGAAUCCGUGGGCAAGAUGGGUCUUGGUCCUCACCCCGUUUAUGGGUUCAACGAGACACUGGUACUAUCUCAGAUUGCGAACCUGGGAUAUCUCAACAGCAGGGCUUUCAGCUUGACCCUUCCAUCUCUGGACAAGCCUGAUGGCACAGGUACUUUGAUAUUCGGAGGUAUUGAUAAGGGCAAGUUCACUGGAGGCCUAGAGAAGCUUGAUAUCAUUCCUCCUGAGGCCGCACCUGUUAAGAAAUACGCCAACUGGGUCCGCCUCGACUCCCUCCAAUUAUACAUCCCGCCCUUCUCCUUCGGGACCAAGUAUUCCCUGCCGCAGACCCUCGCCACCGGCGGGACAGGCGUCAUCAUCGACAGCGGCUCCUCGUCCGUCGCGCUGCCGCCAAACAUCACCCAGGCCAUCUACACCCAGCUGAGCGCGACGCCCGACACGAGCCUAGGCAUCACGCUGAACAAGGUCGACUGCGGGCUGCGCGGCUCCUCGGGCUUCCUGAGCUUCGGCUUCAAUGACACCGUCAUUAGUAUCGAGAUGCGAGAGCUAGUCAUGGACGGCGCGUCGAUUGGCAAAAAUGGGUCGUGCUAUCUGCUGCUAUACCCCAAUGACAUUCCCCUGCUCGGGGCGCCGUUCUUGAGGGCGGCCUAUGCUAUUUUCGAUUGGGACACGCAAGACAUUCACAUUGCGCGCUCGGCAAAUUGUGGCACUGAUGUUCAGGCCCUAGAAGCUGGCGAUGAGGCCAUGAGCGGCAUCGUGGGCAACUGCUUCCCGUCACCAAAGAAGGCCAAACUCAAUGCCCCGGUGAGGAGGAGGUGGUAA
This is a messenger RNA of Phaeoacremonium minimum UCRPA7, 1323 nucleotides long. RefSeq names its product putative secreted aspartic proteinase protein. The coding region runs from base 1 to 1323 and encodes 440 amino acids. Lineage: Eukaryota; Fungi; Ascomycota; Sordariomycetes; Togniniales; Togniniaceae. Gene Ontology annotation, molecular function: aspartic-type endopeptidase activity. The record is from RefSeq and is a predicted model, not a curated record. The transcript has 5 exons. Gene Ontology annotation, biological process: proteolysis.